This is a messenger RNA of Sinocyclocheilus grahami, 1530 nucleotides long. Its product is annotated as zinc-alpha-2-glycoprotein-like. Gene Ontology annotation, cellular component: external side of plasma membrane. NCBI's taxonomy places the organism in Eukaryota, Metazoa, Chordata, Actinopteri, Cypriniformes, Cyprinidae. The annotation marks the transcript as partial. The record is from RefSeq and is a predicted model, not a curated record. The transcript has 7 exons. Gene Ontology annotation, biological process: immune response.
UUAUUAUUUUAUCUUGGCGAUGCGCAGCAAGAGAAACAUUCCCUCCACUACAAGUUUACAGCUCUUUCCAAAGCAGACACUUUCCCAGAGUUCAGUGCUGGAGCUGUUGCUGAUGGCAGACAGAUCAAACACUACAGUAAUGAAGAAAGAGUCUGGAUUCUGACUGAAGAUGACUGGACUGAAGCUCCUGAAGAACCACCUGAUUCUAGAGACAGGUUCCUACAUCAGUUAAACACUCUGUCAAAAUGCACAGACUCUCAGUGUUCUCAGCUCCAUGUUCUUCAGAGAAUGAUUGGUUGUGAACUGGAGAAACUUCCUGAUGGAACAGUGAGUCUGAGAGCAUUUGAUGAAUAUGGAUUUGAUGGAGAGGAUUUUAUGGUCUUUGAUUCUGAAACUCUGCAGUGGAUUGAUAAAAACCCCAAAGCUAAAGAAACCAAAAUGCAUUGGGACCUUCAAACAGUGCGCAAUGAACUCCUGCAUCAUUACCUCAAGACCUGCAUGAACUGGAUCUCCACCUUUAAUAACACACAAAAGAAUUCACCGGAUGUUCGUGUGUUUGCGAGGAGAACUCCUGAUGAUCGCAGUAAGCUGGUUCUGAGCUGUCUGGCCACUGGUUUCUACCCCCGAGAUAUUGAGAUGAACAUCAGACUGAACAGAAUUAACAUUGAGAGCCAAACAUCUUCUGGAAUCAGAUCAAAUGAUGAUGAAACCUUUCAGAUCAGAUCCAGUGUGGAGAUCGACAGAAAAGACAAAGGAUCUUAUGACUGUUUGGUCAUUCACAGCAGCCGGACAGAACCAGUGUCAGUAGAAUGGGAUGGAACAUGUUUUGACUGUGAAACAGAAUUUCUAUGGUUUGUUAUAGCAGGAGCAGCAGUUCUAGUUCUAGUUCUAGUUCUCGCUGUGAUUUGUUACUGCAUCUACAAAAGGAAAAAGUCAAAUGACUACACAUACGGUCGUGAUGAUGGUGGAGAGAGGAACAAUUUAAAUUCUGAAGGCAAAUGAACGUUUGGGAGAUAUGAAAUGACAUUAAAUGAACCAUCUCAGGAUUUAUAAAAAAGAAAUGCAAAGGACUGGUUUCAAACAGGUUUCCUUCUCUUUUGGAUAGACAUAAAUAUCAUCAGUUGAGUCAAAUGUUGACUCAAAUAGCUCAGUCUUGCACUGUUACACUAUUAAGGAGGUCAAAAUUCCAUUGAAGAAUUUUAUGGCCAAUAUGUGGCCACUUAUAGCCUAGCAUUUUUUAAUCUCAUUUAAUUUAAUCUCAUCUUAAUCUCACGCAGAUUUUUUUUUUUUAAUCUAAAAUGUUUAUUCUGACUUUAAAUGUAAAAUGUUUAUUUUGAUUAGAAUUUACACAUAGGUGUAUACUGCAGGUGCAAAUCUCUUUUGAGAUGAAUCUACACAUAUGUGUAUAGAUGCAAAUCCUUUUUGAUCUACUACAAAACUGAUGUAAUGUACAAUACUAAAAUGUGUUGUGAAGUGAAGUGACGUGUGGCCAAUACUCUGAAUUUCUGCUCUGCAUUUAACCCAUCCAAG